This is a messenger RNA of Nezara viridula (southern green stink bug), 653 nucleotides long. NCBI's taxonomy places the organism in Eukaryota, Metazoa, Arthropoda, Insecta, Hemiptera, Pentatomidae. The record is from the annotation of a GenBank genome assembly.
CAGGCACUUGACUCAAAUCUCAGGCAGAGAUGCGCGGGAUUGUGGCUGUUAGUGCGGUCGCCCUCGUUUGCGCAGUCUGGGCCGCUGAAGACAAAGAUGCUGAGAGGCCCAAAACCUUCAGGCGUCUCAUCCCAGCCGAUGUCUUAAGAGAUUUCCCCGGCGCUUGCUUCGCUUCCACAAGGUGCGCUACCAUCGAGCCAGGGCACAGCUGGGAGCUGACCCCGUUCUGCGGCAGAUCCACCUGCGUCAAGGCCGAAGAGGACGGAAGGCUCCUGGAACUGGUCGAGGACUGCGGCCCUCUUCCCAAGACCAACCCAAAGUGCAAGCUCAGCGAGACCAAGACCAACAAGACAGCUCCAUUCCCAGACUGUUGCCCGGUCUUUGACUGCGAACCAGGUGCAAAGCUAGAGUACCCAGAGAUCCCAACAGUACCACCACCCAAGGAGGAGAAGGCAAAGGCAUAAAUCAACCUGUGAUAAAAAGCUUGACACGAGCACAUUCAUAAAAUCAAUCUCAUACCAUCCUAAAAUUAUACGUUUUUUUAAGUUAAUUUAAAAAUUUAUACUUUAGAAUGUAUAGAUGUUUUUUUCUUUUUUUUUAUUUUUCAUUAAAAAAAUAAAAUAAUGAAAAAACGCUGUCUCCACUUCAUUACA